AUGUCUUCGUGCGGAGUGAAGAUUAUCGGAACGCCCGUUCCGCGGAUUCAAGUCGCAAAAGAGGAUGACUUUGAACAAUGGUACGAGGAGAUCCUAGUUAAGGGCGACAUGGUGGAUCAGGAUCCUAUCUCCAAGUGCUUGAUUCUUAAGGUAUGCUUGCCUCCAUUAUCAUCAGCCAUGGGCCCUGCCGGCUGCGUGCUCGAUCUGGGAGAGAGAGUGAAAGCUUGGAUGAACUGCCAACUGGAGGCUAUUGGAGUACAGAGCUAUUACAUCCCUCCUGUUGCCUUGGACAUUGAAACCGAAGCGACCGCGGGGACCACCGGAAACAAGCCGUCUAAGGAAUCUGUCGUCCAAGCGUGCUGCAAGGAAUGGAUUAAACGCUACCAGGAUUUGCCUUUCGGGUUGAAUCACUGGGGCAUGGGAUGCCGAAUGGGACAGGAUCCCGAGUUACUUCUCCGAACCAGUAUCGUUUUAGGAUAUAUUCCUGGGAUCAAUCAGUGCGUUGAAGGUGCGACAUGUCAUGAAUUAGGCCAAGGGCUCAGCAAGAAAUAUGAUAUUGCAGUCGAGGAUCGGUCGACAGAUACAAUGCCGCCACUGCAUGUGUGGCAGAAUACAUGUCGUCUCUCUGCUCGAGCUAUCGGGUUGACGAUAGCAGUGCAUGGGGAUAACCGUGGCCUUAUUAUUUCUCCACGUGUAGCCAAGACUCAGGUCCUUGUUGUUGCACAGUGGCUUUAUUCAGUUGAAGAAACCCAGAAUCUUCACGUGCAGGUUGAGAGUCUUGUCGCUCGUCUUUCCUCAGUUUGGUGUCCGCGCCGUGGUUGA
This is a messenger RNA of Aspergillus nomiae NRRL 13137, 822 nucleotides long. RefSeq lists its product as uncharacterized. The transcript has 3 exons. Gene Ontology annotation, molecular function: ATP binding; proline-tRNA ligase activity. Lineage: Eukaryota; Fungi; Ascomycota; Eurotiomycetes; Eurotiales; Aspergillaceae. The record is from RefSeq and is a predicted model, not a curated record. The coding region runs from base 1 to 822 and encodes 273 amino acids. Gene Ontology annotation, cellular component: cytoplasm; aminoacyl-tRNA synthetase multienzyme complex. Gene Ontology annotation, biological process: prolyl-tRNA aminoacylation.